AUGGGAAUUCCUUCGCUAUUACAAAAUUUAAGGUCAAUUGAAUCCUUUACUUCCAUCUCAAAGUAUGCAGGAACCACUGUAGGGAUUGACGCUUAUAGUUGGCUUCAUAAAGGUGCAUCUACUUGUGUUGCGUCUUUAGUCAGAAAUAAAGAAACAAAAAGGCACGUAGAUUUUUGUUUAACGCGCGUUAAAAUGCUGCAAAAGUUUAAGGUUCGACCGUUGUUGGUUUUUGAUGGUGGCUAUUUGCCUGCUAAAGAAUUCACAGAAAAAAAACGCGAAAUGUUAAGACUGGAAUAUCGUAGAUUAGGCGAAGAAUGUAUUAAGAAAGGCAAGGUUUUAGAGGCUAAAGAAUAUUUUUUAAGAAGUUUUGAUAUUACUCCAGAAAUAGCACAUCAACUAAUCUUGGCUUUACGAAAUGCAAAAGUUGAUUAUGUGGUUGCUCCUUAUGAGGCUGAUGCACAGUUGGCAUAUCUAGAAAAAAAGAAGAAAAUAUCAGCUAUUAUUACAGAAGAUUCUGAUCUGCUUGUUUUUGGAUGUAACAAAGUUAUUUACAAGUUGGAUCAAUAUGGAAAUGGUGUAGAAAUCUCUCGAGAUAGAUUUGGAGAUGUUGAAGAACUUAAUUUGCUUGGAUGGACUGAUAAACAAUUUCGACAAAUGGCAAUGUUGGCUGGUUGUGAUUAUUUGCCUUCAAUUGCUGGAAUGGGUAUCAAAAGUGCUUAUAAAUACUUAAGGAUGUACAAAUCUGUAAUAGAUUUCUUGAAACUUGAUGGCAAAUCAGAAAUUCCACCUGAUUAUAUAAAUAAUUUCAAACGGGCAGAAACUGCAUUUUUAUAUCAACGCGUGUUUGACAUCGAUUCCCAAUCCUUGGUUACAUUGAAUCCUAUCCCAGAUCACUUGAAAAAUGAAGUUGAUGCAAAAGAGCUAAACGUUGAAGUGUCUAUAGGUAUUGCAAAUGGCGAAAUUAAUCCAAUCACAAAGGAAUUGAUUGAUUCUACAAAGCAAAUCAAUAAUACAACAACUACAGACUUAAUUGAUAAAGUUGAAGAAUCUGAUAAUGUGAAUACCAAAAAACAUAAAAGAAAUAUUACAGAUAAAAACAUUUUCCCUAAUAAAGAACACAAAAGGAUGCCAAUAGCAAGUCAUAAUAAUCAUCAUAAGCGUCAUGUUAAGCUUAGGUCUGACAAUGACAUGAAUUUAAUGUUGAAUAGAUUCGAUUCAAGGACUAAGAAAAGUUUUUCAUGUUUACAGAUAAAUAAUAUUAUAAAUUCAUCUAAAACAUCAAGCUUGAAUGAAUGUUCACAUUUAAAUAAUCGUUCAAGAAAGAUGAAGUUGGAUAGUGAAAUGAUUUUAACAAAGGUCUAUUCAACAAAUUCAGAUGUACAACAAACCAAGGAACAAAAAUGUUUAUUAUUAUUUCAAGAUAAACUAAAAUCGCAAGAUGAACAUUUGAAACGAAUAACGCAAGGAUGGAUUUCAAAAUAUUCUCGUAAAAAUUUUUAA
Entrophospora candida is the source of this 1500-nucleotide messenger RNA. Lineage: Eukaryota; Fungi; Glomeromycota; Glomeromycetes; Entrophosporales; Entrophosporaceae. The record is from the annotation of a GenBank genome assembly.